Molecule: messenger RNA, 2010 nt
Organism: Penicillium malachiteum
Lineage: Eukaryota; Fungi; Ascomycota; Eurotiomycetes; Eurotiales; Aspergillaceae
Exons: 4
Coding region: 1-2010 (669 amino acids)
Source: RefSeq, a predicted model, not a curated record
AUGGAUGAAAAAGUCCCUUUCCGCGGAUACGAGCAUACUCUCCCCGUACUGUCUCGGCCAUCGGCUGCGGCACCAUGGCCGGCCACCGAUCCGACUCCCCACACGGACCCUUAUACUGGUGCACCCAUUCCCGCCACUUUGAUCCCGACAUCUCUCCCCGCCAACACGACUGCGCAACAAGGAUCAGUACCGGCAUCAGUAUCAGAUUCAAUUUCAACAUCUAAUUCACAUUCAUCAACGGCAAAAUCCACUGCUGGAACUGAACGCAAUGGAUCUACCAAGGUCCGCAAGCCUCGCAAGGCUGCUAACACAACGGGCAAGUCGACGUUGUUCUGGGUGAAUACAGAUCCUGAGACCGCAGCAGCGGGAACAAAAGAAGAGACAUUAAAGCGAAUUCGUUCGCAUGUGAUGUCGGAACAUAAUCGGAAGAAAAGACUCGAAAAUACAAAACGAUAUAAGAGCAAAACAUGGAAACAUCUGCCUUUUCAGCCGGAGCACAUCCCUGGAGGCGUGGGACCGCCGAGACCUCCCGCCCCGCCAUCCUCGGCGUCUUCUUCGACUACCGCCUCGAAUGAGAGUCGUAGGGUUUCCUACGCAUUUGAUGAUAAUGAAACUAAGGAAUUGAUUCCUGUAACUCAUACAUCGAGCUAUUAUUAUCCUCCUGUCUCGGCUGACGCUUGGGAUGAUACUGGGUUCGAUGGUGAAGUGGGUUAUCAGAGUAGACCGGCGGCACCACCUAUAUGGACAUAUGUUGGACCGGGUGCUCAUGAUCCUUUUAAUACUGGUCAUACGCAACUUACAGAUCGCAUGAUGCGGCAUUUACAAAACUUUCUUUGGGAUUUGACGCAAGAGGCACAUCCAUUACAAACUCGGUAUAAACAUAAGCUACAGGCACAUUGGGCUGCUUUGAUCCAGCGCGAUCCAACUGUUCUACAUGCGGUUAUUUGUAUGUCAACUUCAAAUGCGGCGAUGCGAAGAGGUGAACUACCGGUCAGAGAUCCAAACCAACCGCACUCCGCGCUUGUGGUUGAUACAUUUCAUCACCGGGGCGAGACUAUCCGUUUGGUCAACCAGGGCUUGUCAGAUCCUAUCAAAGCUGCUAGCGAUGAGUUGAUCGCUGCUGUAUCGACAUUAUUGACGAUCGAGAUUGCAUCAGGAAAUCCGGACUAUCUGAAAAUUCAUUUGGCUGGUUUGCGACAGAUGAUAGGACUUCGUAAGAACUUCGCUGAUGUUCCCUCUGAUGUCCGCUUCCAAAUAUCAUGGACUGAUAUUCGUGUUGCCUGCAUGGCAAUGACAAAACCCAUUUUUCCAUUCGUCCGAUCUACUCGCCCUGCAGGGUUCUCUCUUUACCCACCUACAGACGAUGUCGCCUUGACAGCGAGUCGCCUGAUCCCUUUGAUGAAAAUCCCCGGUAUAUUCAGUGAAUCCCUGACCAAAAUCAUAUAUGACCUCCUCGAACUCUCCUGGUACGCAGAAUGGAUCAAGGGUGGAAGCGGUUUCAAAGACUUCAGCGAGGAAACCGAAGAUUACUUCAAUUUCGAGGUCCUUUCAGUCGAGUAUUCCCUCCACACAGAUCGGUACCUACCAACCGGCCAAGUGAAAGGCGACAAUUCCAUCGAAGGCUGCUCUCGUCUAGCCUGUCUCUGUUUCCACAACAGCGCAAUCUGGAGCUUCUACCCCAUGAUUGCACCGCUACUCCCGAAACCCAUCCUCGCCCUUCGCACCGCUCUAGAAGCGACGAUCCCAACCGGCCUCUUCGCGCUCUGUCGGGACCUACUGAUCUGGCUUCUUUUUAUUGGCGCAGCAUGCAGUCAGGUUAUGCCUGCGGAACGCACAUAUUUCGUAACGGAGCUAGCGACAGCCACCCGCCUGCACGGCGUUACAACUUGGCAGGAAUGUCGAGGUAUCCUUUUGGGAUUUUUCUACGCUGAUCGUGUACACCUCCCUAUGCUUCGACAGAUCUGGCAGGAGGUCCAGAUGCAGGCGGAGGUAUCACCUGUCAGUGCGUGA